Messenger RNA from Ostrinia nubilalis (European corn borer), 1097 nucleotides. RefSeq lists its product as uncharacterized. The coding region runs from base 2 to 718 and encodes 238 amino acids. Gene Ontology annotation, molecular function: sequence-specific DNA binding. The transcript has 2 exons. NCBI's taxonomy places the organism in Eukaryota, Metazoa, Arthropoda, Insecta, Lepidoptera, Crambidae. The record is from RefSeq and is a predicted model, not a curated record.
AAUGCCUAAUUAUUGCACUGUGUGUAGGAACAACUCAAUACAAAACAGCGAGGUGUCUUAUUUUUUAUAUCCGAGGGAUUUGGACAAAGCACGAGAAUGGCUGGAAGUCUGUGACCGUAAGGACCUGCUUGAUAGAUUGGAAUACUUGAAACGAAAAACGCAGAGAAUUAAUUACAAAAUCUGCGAAGACCACUUCGAGAGCAAGUUCAUAAAGUUGUCCGGCAACAAGAAAUGUUUAACUGAAAACGCGUUUCCAACGCUCAACCUCCCCGGAUCAGAGAGCAGCGUUAGAAAAAGAAAUGAAGAAGGCCUUGGUAAAACAGGGAAGAACAAAUAUCAAAAUUCCAGCUUUAAAGACGCUCUGAGUGUCAUAGAGUUCUUCACAAGUUUAGGUCGUAUGGCUCACUCGUUCCCCGAAGACGUGCAAAUCCGAGUCAAAGGGGAGAUAUUUGAAGUUGUCAACCAAGCUGAGAUCGAAGUGCUGCAAAGAAAAAUUAAAUCUAACAACCAAACAGAAGUGCCAACAGCAAUUAAGGACCGGUUAGGCAGUUCAUCACCUGCACCCAGCAAUCCUGUAAAACCGUCUACAAAGUUGAUAGCUCCUCUGGAAGUCAGUCAGUUGCAGAAAUGUAAAAGAUCUGAUGGUAAUACUGAACUCGAAGUUGUAGUUCUAAAAACAGAAGUCAUAGACGAAGAGUACGGAGUAAGAGAGUGCUAAAAUACCUAAUGUUUAUAAGGAGUAAAUUAUCUGGAAAGGCAGAAGUCCAAAGAAACACAGGGCACCAUUGAAAGGUGAUGUAAAUAAAGACCACUUCUCGCCAAAAUGUAGCGUCCUACACGCCCUUCUCGAUGUUCGAUGGAGCGAUUUCACAGGCAGUCGUCAAAUUCUUGAUUGAUCAAGUUCGACAUUUGGUAAUGUGGCUGGAAAGUGGGAGAUCUUGUGGCACUCGACUUCUUUCCAGCAGUGGGCGGUUAUUAGCAGAAAUUAUGAAGAUGAUUGCGGGCAGCGCAGGAUGUGCAAUCGCAGCGUUGUGGAAAUCCUUUGGGAAGGAGUUCCACCAGUCCAGCAGUUGGUUGAAACAAACGAAUUUACGAAG